GAGUGGUGAAGAGCUUGUGAAAAUAAACAAGCAAUCAAGUGGGAUAAAACAAAUUCUCUUCAUCCAUAUUGAAAAGAAUGAUCAAGUUGUUUGGAAGAGAGCAUGAAUAAAACACAGAUAUCUGAUUAAAAGCAAUUUUGGAAAAAGGAAAAGUAGAUGGUCAGAUAAUACCAUCAUACUAUAACACUCCAAUGAAUUCUUCAGUGGAAAACAACAUGUAUAUAAACAAAGUGUGGGUUCAGUGUGAGAAUGAGAACUGUCUAAAGUGGAGAUUGUUGCCAAGCGAAGAUAUAGCCAAAGUUGAUCACAAUGAACCAUGGUACUGCUUUAUGAACACUGAUGCAAGGUAUAACACGUGCUCUAUUUCUGAAGAAGACUUUCCUGAAGAGUCUCAGUUUCAUCAAAAUGGAUUUAAGUUUGUCUAUUCACAGCUCCCUGUGGGGAGUCUGGUUUUGGUAAGGUUACAGAAUUGGCCAAGUUCCUGGUGGAGUUGGAAUUCGGAGCCUUCUUGUAAUCUUCUCCCUGUCAUUCCCCUCCCCCCCCACUGCAAAUAUGGAUCAAAAUUGUUUUGGGGAUGCAGAAGUUGGCCAGGGAUACUUUGCCCUGAUCCUUUUAAAGGGAGUUAUGCAACCUAUGACUUGGAUGGAAAUGUUGAACAGUAUCAUAUAGAAUUCUUGGGUGAUCCCCAUUCAAGAUCAUGGAUGAAUGCAGCAUUUGUUGGCCAUUAUAGCAUCACAUUGGAGCCAGGAAAAUGUAAGAUUAAAAAGAAUUGGUACAAAAGUGCACUACAAGAAGCAUACCUCCUUUGUGGAUAUUCUCAUGAGCAAAGAGUGGAAAUGUGCUACUUAUCAAAACAUGAUAAAUCCAAAGCAGGGGCCAAAGCUGCUGGGGUGUCCAAGAAAAGGACACAAGUUUCCAAAAAGAAGACUGAAGAGAGAAAGUCCAAAGUUAGAAAAAAAGGAAGGAAAGCUAUUUUAAAAUGUUCUUUUGAAAAUGUUUGUUCAGAUGAUGCCUUAUCAAAAGAAAACAUGGUUGUUUCUGAAACAGAAAAUUUACUAAAUGAGCUGGAGCAAAUGCUACAGCAAGCACUAGAACCCACAGCCACACCUAAUUUGUCUGAAGAGGGACAUGGAGAAGAAAUACAUUCAGAAGAAAAGUUACCUACUAAAUGCAGCCCUAAACAUCCUACAGGCAGUCCAUCUGAAAACCUCUAUGAAGAAGACUAUCUGGUAAUUGAUGGUAUAAAAUUAAAAGCUGGAGAAUGUAUUGACAAUAUAACUAAUAAGUUUAAAGAGAUAGAUGCUUUGAUGUCUGAAUUUUAGAGCACUGUAGCCCAUUUCAAAAGUUAAUUAUGAAAACAUUUACAUCUUUAUAUUUCCCCAAAGUCAAAACUUUAAAAUAUUUCAUGAAGUGGGUACAUACUAUGCCCAAGCUGAUAUUUGCAAUAACUUUUUACUUUAUAUUUGAAAAAUAACAUUUCUUUUUACAACAGAUCAAAUGGUAUUUAAGUUGAUGUUAAAAAGAUAGAAUUUAAGAAAUCUUUGCAUUUGUAUUUGUAGAUUUUUGUUUGGAUUUUAAAACGUUUUUAUGAAAUUUAUUGCUUUACACAAAUUUGACUCAUGAAAUGAGUCUAGCCUAUUAUAAUUCUGAGAUAAUUUAAAUUAAUAUACUUUGAGAAUGUUUAUUUCUGGUGAAAUUAAGCUACUAUAAA
This is a messenger RNA of Erinaceus europaeus (western European hedgehog), 1711 nucleotides long. It is a transcript of the gene ZCWPW2, whose product is annotated as zinc finger CW-type and PWWP domain containing 2. NCBI's taxonomy places the organism in Eukaryota, Metazoa, Chordata, Mammalia, Eulipotyphla, Erinaceidae. The record is from RefSeq and is a predicted model, not a curated record. Gene Ontology annotation, cellular component: nucleus. Bases 192 to 1322 code for a protein of 376 amino acids. Gene Ontology annotation, molecular function: zinc ion binding. The transcript is spliced from 10 exons.